This is a messenger RNA of Jatropha curcas, 2840 nucleotides long. Its product is annotated as phospholipid:diacylglycerol acyltransferase 1. The record is from RefSeq and is a predicted model, not a curated record. Gene Ontology annotation, biological process: lipid metabolic process. NCBI's taxonomy places the organism in Eukaryota, Viridiplantae, Streptophyta, Magnoliopsida, Malpighiales, Euphorbiaceae.
GAACGAAUUUAUUAUCUCACCAUCCACCUUGACUUAACCCUGCAAGUGCAACAGAUUCCCGGCGAACAAACAACAAAGCAAUCUGACACCGAAAAACAGUUAUUUAUAAAUAUAUAUUUCUCUUUGCGGUCUCUGCACUGUGUUUCGGUUUUUAAAUUCCUUUUAAAAAGCUCUUUUAAUUUUAUCUUAAAGGAAUCGGCUUUGUGCUCUGGAGAUUAGCGUUAAUGGACAGUAACUAUUAUAAUAAAGAGAUUGGAAUUUGUUUUUUUUUUUUUCCUCAAGGAAAGUUUUUUCGGUUCUUUUUGUAUGUUUUGUUUCCAGAGUCACUGUAAGUUAAUUGGGGAAUUUGGGCUUAUAGGCUUUUCCAUUUCUAUGCUUUUAGCUCAUUGCAUUUGAUUUGUGUACAAAGAGAAACCAUUAGUCACUAAUCAAUAAUCAGUAAUCAGCCAAAAAUGGCUCCAAUUCGACGAAGAAAAUCAAGAGAACCCACUAAUAGCUCAACGGAUUUGAAAACACCGAGCGAGGAGGACGAGGAAGAGGAAAAUAAUAAAAAGAAGCACCCAAAGAAGAAACCCACCAGUGUAAAAGGAGAGGAGCCCGGAAAGAAACCAAAAUGGUCUUGUGUGGAUAGCUGUUGUUGGUUUGUGGGAUGCAUAUGUGUAACAUGGUGGGUUUUACUGUUUCUUUACAACGCAAUGCCUGCAUCUUUGCCUCAGUACGUCACCGAGGCUAUCACGGGUCCUCUGCCCGACCCACCAGGUGUGAAGUUGAGUAAAGAGGGAUUGAAGGCAAAGCAUCCGGUGGUUUUUGUUCCUGGGAUUGUUACCGCGGGGCUUGAGUUGUGGGAAGGACACCAGUGUGCCGAUGGCUUGUUUCGGAAGCGGCUUUGGGGUGGAACAUUUGGAGAAGUGUAUAAGAGACCUCUUUGUUGGGUAGAACACAUGUCACUAGAUAAUGAAACUGGAUUGGAUCCUCCUGGUAUACGGGUUAGGCCUGUUUCUGGACUUGUGGCUGCUGAUUACUUUGCUCCAGGCUAUUUUGUGUGGGCAGUUCUGAUUGCUAACUUGGCACGCAUUGGAUAUGAGGAGAAAACAAUGUAUAUGGCCUCAUAUGAUUGGAGAAUUUCAUUUCAGAACACUGAGGUCCGGGACCAAACAUUAAGCCGCGUGAAGAGUAAUAUAGAACUGAUGGUGUCUACAAAUGGUGGGAAUAAGGCUGUUAUUAUUCCACAUUCCAUGGGUGUUUUGUACUUUAUGCAUUUCAUGAAGUGGGUUGAGGCACCAGCUCCAAUGGGUGGAGGGGGUGGACCAGAUUGGUGUGCUAAGCAUAUCAAGGCAGUGAUGAAUAUAGGUGGUCCAUUUUUAGGUGUUCCAAAAGCUGUUGCUGGGCUUUUCUCUGCUGAAGCAAGAGAUAUUGCAGUUGCCAGGGCGGUUGCACCAGCUUUCUUGGAUAAAGAUAUAUUUUCCCUUCAGACAUUGCAACAUAUUAUGAAGAUGUCUCGAACAUGGGAUUCGACUAUGUCAAUGAUACCAAAAGGUGGGGACACUAUUUGGGGUGGUCUUGAUUGGGCACCCGAGGAAGAUUAUGUUCCAAGCAAGAAAAAGCAAAUGAACAAUGGCACCAAAAAUGCAAUCCAAGACACUGAAAGUAAGAUUUCUCAAAGAAAGAAUGUUAAUUAUGGAAGAAUUAUAUCAUUUGGGAAAGACGUAGCAGAAGCACAUUCAUCUGAGAUUGAGAGGAUUGACUUCAGGGAUGCUGUUAAAGGUCAAAAUGUUGCAAACAAUACUUGUCGUGAUGUGUGGACAGAGUACCAUGAAAUGGGAUUUGGAGGUAUUAAAGCUGUUGCAGAAUAUAAGGUUUAUACUGCUGGAUCUUUGAUAGAUCUGCUUCAGUUUGUUGCACCUAAAAUGAUGGAGCGUGGCGGUGCUCAUUUCUCGUAUGGAAUUGCUGAUGAUUUGGAUGAUCCGAAAUACAAACACUACAAAUAUUGGUCAAACCCCCUGGAGACAAAGUUACCUAACGCACCAGAAAUGGAAAUUUUUUCCAUGUAUGGAGUUGGCAUACCGACCGAAAGAGCUUAUGUUUAUAAGUUAGCCCCUUCUGCUGAAUGCUACAUUCCAUUUCAGAUUGAUACGUCAGCUGGUGGAGAAAAUGAAGACAGCUGUUUGAAAGGUGGAGUCUAUACUGUUGAUGGGGAUGAAACUGUUCCUGUUUUAAGUUCAGGCUUCAUGUGUGCUAAAGCUUGGCGUGGGAAAACUAGAUUUAAUCCUUCAGGAAGUCGAACAUACAUUAGGGAGUAUGAUCAUUCUCCUCCGGCGAAUUUUCUAGAGGGCCGGGGCACCCAAAGUGGUGCCCAUGUUGAUAUAAUGGGGAAUUUUGCUUUAAUUGAAGACAUAAUGAGAGUGGCAGCUGGGGCUACAGGAGAAGAGUUGGGAGGUGACCAAGUUUAUUCAGAUAUCUUUAAGUGGUCUGAGAAGAUCAACUUACCAUUGUAAUUGCAAGAAAUGUGGGACCUGAGGAUACGAGUGAUUCCAUGAAAACAGCCGCUUUUGGCUUGUGCUUGUCCUGAACAUUAUAAUUCCUAAACAAGGCAUCUAAGCUUUCUUGUUUCUUAUCUUGAUGUGAUUUAGAAGAAAGCUGCAAAGCUGGCUGUAGGAUAUCAGAUCUAAGUUUCCAUUAAUGUGAAGUUAAAUUGCAGCUGUUUUUGAUUUUAUUAGAUUAUAUUUGAUAUCCAUCUUACUACAUUUUGUAAUCUUUGUAUCUGGAAUUUUUGAAAUUGAUGUACCUUAACACGUGUCUGUAACUUUUACAAUCUAAUUGAAUGUGCUUUCCUUUGAAAA